Messenger RNA from Rangifer tarandus platyrhynchus (Svalbard reindeer), 2340 nucleotides. The record is from the annotation of a GenBank genome assembly. Lineage: Eukaryota; Metazoa; Chordata; Mammalia; Artiodactyla; Cervidae.
AUGGCGAGCCGGGCGGUGGUGAGAACCGGGCACAGCCCUCAACGUUUCCUAGUCCGGGCCGCGGUCGCCGCCCCCGCCCGGGCCGCGCUCCCCCUCUCCCGCUCCCACCCCCUCCCUCUUCGCUCCAACUCCUCCUCCACCUCCUUCCCCAGGCCUCUGUUCCUCCUCCUCGUACUUAUCCUGCUCCUGCUGCUCGAGGACGCCGGAGCCCAGCAAGGUGAUGGAUGUGGACAUACUGUACUAGGUCCUGAAAGUGGAACCCUGACGUCUAUAAACUACCCACACACCUAUCCUAACAGCACUGUUUGCGAAUGGGAGAUUCGUGUAAAGACGGGAGAGAGAGUGCGCAUCAAAUUUGGUGACUUUGACAUCGAAGAUUCUGAUUCUUGCCACUUUAAUUACUUGAGAAUUUACAAUGGAAUUGGAGUUAGUAGAACCGAAAUAGGCAAAUACUGUGGUCUGGGGUUGCAAAUGAACCAUUCAAUUGAAUCAAAAAGCAAUGAAAUCACAGUGCAGUUCAUGAGUGGAAUUCACGUUUCUGGACGAGGAUUUUUGGCUUCAUACUCAAUUAUAGAAAAGCAAGAUCUAAUUACUUGUUUAGACACUGCAUCCAGUUUUUUGGAACCUGAGUUCAGCAAGUAUUGCCCAGCUGGUUGUCUGCUCCCGUUUGCUGAGGUGUCAGGAGCCAUCCCUCAUGGAUACAGAGAUUCCUCCCCGUUGUGCAUGGCCGGUGUGCAUGCAGGCGUCGUGUCGAACACUUUGGGCGGCCAGAUCAGCGUCGUAAUCAGUAAGGGCAUCCCGUACUAUGAAAGCUCCCUGGCUAACAACGUAACGUCCGUGGUGGGACACUUAUCUACAAGUCUUUUUACAUUUAAGACAAGUGGUUGUUAUGGAACACUGGGCAUGGAAUCUGGCGUGAUCGCUGAUGCUCAGAUAACAGCAUCCUCUGUGCUGGAGUGGACGGACCACACAGGACACGAGAACAGCUGGAAACCCGAAAAGGCCAGGCUGAAAAAACCGGGACCUCCCUGGGCUGCUUUUGCCACUGAUGAGUAUCAGUGGUUGCAAGUAGAUCUGAAUAAGGAAAAGAAGAUCACAGGCAUUGUGACUACUGGCUCCACCAUGGUGGAGCACAAUUACUACGUGUCGGCCUACAAGAUUUUAUACAGUGCUGAUGGGCAGAGGUGGACUGUGUACAGAGAGCCCGGUGUGGACCAGGAUAAGAUAUUUCAAGGAAACAAAGAUUAUCACCAGGAUGUGCGUAAUAACUUUUUGCCACCAAUUAUUGCACGUUUUAUUAGAGUGAAUCCUACCCAAUGGCAGCAGAAAAUUGCCAUGAAAAUGGAACUGCUUGGAUGUCAGUUUAUUCCUAAAGGUCGUCCUCCAAAACUUACUCAACCUCCACCUCCUCGGAGCAGCAAUGACCUCAGAAAUACUACAACCCCUCCAAAAAUAGCCAAAGGUCGUGCCCCCAAAUUUACUCAACCACUACAACCUCGAAGUAGCAAUGAAUUUCCUUCACAGACAGAGCAGACAACUGCCACUCCUGAAAUCAAAAAUACUACCGUAACUCCAAAUGUGACCAAAGAUGUGGCCUUGGCCGCGGUCCUCGUCCCCGUGCUGGUCAUGCUGCUCACGACUCUGAUCCUCAUACUAGUGUGUGCUUGGCAUUGGAGAAACAGAAAGAAAAAAACGAAAGGCACCUAUGACUUGCCAUACUGGGACCGGGCAGGCUGGUGGAAAGGAAUGAAGCAGUUUCUCCCUGCCAAGUCCGCGGAGCACGAGGAAACCCCAGUUCGCUACAGCAGCAGUGAGGUGAACCACCUGAGUCCGAGAGAAGUAACCGCCGUGCUGCAGGCUGACUCUGCAGAGUAUGCACAGCCACUUGUGGGAGGAAUUGUGGGCCCCCUCCAUCAGAGGUCUACCUUUAAACCCGAAGAAGGAAAAGAAGCAGGGUCUGCUGGCCUCGAUCCUUACAGCUCCCCAGUGCCAGAAGUGUACCACGCCUAUGCAGAGCCGCUGCCAGUGACUGGGCCUGAGUACGCAACCCCGAUCGUCAUGGACAUGUCCGGGCACCCCUCGGCUGCAGCUGGCCUGCCCUCAACUUCCACUUUCAAAGUUGCAGGGAACCAACCGCCCCCCUCAGUGGGAACAUACAACACUCUCCUCUCCAGGACCGACAGCUGCUCCUCGGCACAGGCCCAGUAUGAUACCCCGAAAGGCGGGAAGCCGGGCCCGAGCACCCCGGACGAGCUGGUGUACCAGGUGCCGCAGAGCACACAGGAGGUGUCAGAAGCAGGGAGGGAGGGUGGGUGUGAUGUUUUUAAAGAAGUCCUUUGA